Toxotes jaculatrix (banded archerfish) is the source of this 1818-nucleotide messenger RNA. RefSeq names its product ribonuclease P/MRP 40 subunit (gene rpp40). Lineage: Eukaryota; Metazoa; Chordata; Actinopteri; Toxotidae. Gene Ontology annotation, biological process: tRNA 5'-leader removal; tRNA 3'-end processing; endonucleolytic cleavage in ITS1 to separate SSU-rRNA from 5.8S rRNA and LSU-rRNA from tricistronic rRNA transcript (SSU-rRNA, 5.8S rRNA, LSU-rRNA). The record is from RefSeq and is a predicted model, not a curated record. Bases 77 to 1141 code for a protein of 354 amino acids. Gene Ontology annotation, cellular component: ribonuclease MRP complex; multimeric ribonuclease P complex. Gene Ontology annotation, molecular function: ribonuclease MRP activity; ribonuclease P activity. The transcript has 8 exons.
GUGUCCUGUAGCGUGUUAGCAGUUAGCCCCGGGAGCAGAUGACUGUGUUUCACAGUUUAAGUACGAUUUAGUAAAGAUGUCUGCGGAUAUGGACCAGAGUCCACGGUCUCUGCUGGUCUGUGAUCGGUCCAGUUUCCUGGAUGAGAAGAACCGGAUCAGUUCCCAAGUGGAGCAGCAGCACUUCAACUACAAGGUUUCUGUGCUGCUGCCUGAGUGUAGCUCCACCCCCUCUCACCUGGACUCUGUGUUCAGCAGUUUCAGCAGUUUCUACCUGAUCAGGAAGCUGCCCAUAUACGAACUGCUGGAUAAACACUUCCUGGAGACCAGCGUGUACCAGGGUAACGUGUAUGGUCUUUCGUACGGGACCAGGGUAGAUGAAGACAACUGCAUUGCUCUGAUGCCAGACGGUCGUCUGUGUCUCUCUCUGGACAAAGACUCCUUCCAGCUGUUGGGAGUUGAAGGGAAACCGUCCAGAUUCAACCACAGAUCAAAGAGCAGAUAUGUAGUGUCUGUGGAUCUGACUGACAGCAGCAUGGCUUCUGGUGGGCGGGGCUACCUGAGACUCCUUUCAGGUCUGACGACAAGACUUCCCCUGAAGACUGACUUCCUGCUGUCGCAUCAUCCAGGGGGCGGAGCCUCUCUACAGCCCCUCCUGUCUCGCUAUGAUUGGUCAGAGCACAGACCUGAGAUUAGCCGUCAUGCACUGGCAAACCUGUCCUGUCCCGCCCUGCUGACCUCUGACCUGCAGUCAUGUGACCCUCACAGCCUCCUGGAGUGGCUCGGAGCUGUGGACGCGGACAUCAGCUGUGAGAACUCGUCCAGCAGCUUCCUGUCCUCGUUUGUCUGUCCUGAACCAAAGACAACGUUGAGUCAAGCUCUGAGCGUCUCCAUUUGUGGACUGCUGCUUCCUGAGGACAUUCACCGACUCAUCCAUGAGAUCAGGUGUUACCUGGAGCAGCCUCGGCCGGAGUCCUGGGUGUCUCUGACCGUUCAUGGUUUUGUUGACAGUCCAGUAUCGUGGGGGGGCAGCGAGCAUGGAGUCCUGAAAGGAGGAGAGAACUUCUACACCCUUCUGAUGUUUCACAACCACACCUACCGCCUACACCUGGCUACAGGUGCACACAGCACCUGCCCUCCAUGAUGAUGUCAUCAGCAGGUGUGGAUUGUUUCUUCGUACUUGGAUCAGGUUUUGUUGUAGAAACUUGUUUCAGGUCAGUUUGGAAGAAAUUUUGUUCAGAUUCUCAAACGUGUUUUUUUACCUGAACUUUGAUUCAGAUGAUUAUAGAUUUAAUGCUGAUCCUGCACAUGAUAAUUCAUUCCACAUCAUCCUCAUUGACCUGUUUACUUCAUAAUUUACACCAUAAAAUAAUAAACAUUCUGACUCAUCAGCUGAUAGUUGUUGGAGUUUAUCAGAGAAAUCGCGUAAAUAAUUCCACGGUGAGUUUUUAUGGUUCGUUUCUGACUCAGCGGAUCCAACAAGAACAAAGUGGCCUUAAAGAAUCCGGAGCUUCUGGUUUACUUCAGAGGUUUUUACAGAGCGUCCACAGUUUCACUGUCUUAGCAUCAUGUGACUGUUCAGUCCCUACAAAAUAAAACAUGUAAACAUGAACAAACUCACUGUUGUCAGACGCUCCCACUCUCAGACUGUCAACAGGUUUUUAUUUCUCUGUUUUUGUUUGGCGUGUUUGUAGAAUUUUGUUUUAUAUUAAUGUUUUUGUACAAAAAGUCAAAUGAUUUAGAAAAGUUCUGAAUAAAGCUCCUGUGGCUGAGAUACGACAGAGUCACAGCAGAGUCCUAACAGUCGCACUGACGCUGGAA